AUGUCGGCGGCGGGCAGCAGCCGCGCCUUCUCGUUCUCGCUGCCCGCGGCGGCGGCACCGCUGCUGCUGGCUCUGGCGCUGGCAGCAGCAGCAGUGUCGGCGCUCGUGCUGCCAGCGGCGGCGGCGGCGAGCGGGUUCAGCUGCCGUCCUGGCUCCCGGCCGGUGCUCUUCAACUUCGGGGACUCCAACUCCGACACGGGUGGCAUGGCGGCGGCUAAGGGGUGGCACCUCACGCGCCCCGAGGGCCGCGCCUUCUUCCCGCGCCCCACCGGCCGGUUCUGCGACGGCCGCCUCACCAUCGACUUCCUCUGUGAAAGCUUGAACAUCAGCUACUUGAGCCCAUUUUUGAAGGCAUUGGGUUCCAGUUACAGCAACGGUGCAAAUUUUGCCAUUGCUGGUGCAGCAACACUACCACGAGAUGUUCCAUUUGCGUUGCACAUACAAGUCCAGGAGUUCUUGUACUUCAGAGAUAGAUCCUUGGAACUCAUCGAUCAAGGACUGAGUGGUCCAAUUGAUGCACAAGGAUUCCAAAAUGCUCUCUAUAUGAUAGACAUAGGCCAGAAUGAUGUAAACGCUCUUCUGUCCAACUUGCCCUAUGAUCAAGUUAUUGCCAAGUUCCCACCAAUUCUUGCUGAGAUUAAGGAUGCUGUCCAGCAAAAACUUUUGGAUACAUGGGACGGGUGCUCUCGGUUGCCUGCCACAGAAGCUUGCCAUACCAAGGAAAACGACAGUGAUCUUGAUCAGUAUGGCUGUCUCAAGACCUAUAACAGAGCUGCAGUUGCAUUCAACACAGCGCUGGGAAGCCUCUGUGAUGAACUGAGUGCGCAGAUGAAAGAUGCAACGAUUGUAUACACGGAUAUGUUCCCCAUCAAGUAUGAUCUUGUUGCCAACCACACUAAAUAUGGCUUUGACAAGCCACUGAUGACAUGCUGUGGGUAUGGAGGGCCUCCCUACAACUACGAUUUCAACAAGGGUUGCCAGUCUAAGAAUGUGACGGCCUGCGAUGACGGCUCAAAGUUCGUCAGCUGGGAUGGCGUGCACCUAACGGAGGCAGCCAAUGCGGUUGUGGCCAAAGCGAUACUGAGCUCAAAAUACUCCAAGCCCAGUCUCAAGUUUGAUCAGUUCUGCAGAGUCUGA
This is a messenger RNA of Miscanthus lutarioriparius, 1137 nucleotides long. The record is from the annotation of a GenBank genome assembly. NCBI's taxonomy places the organism in Eukaryota, Viridiplantae, Streptophyta, Magnoliopsida, Poales, Poaceae.